Molecule: messenger RNA, 2211 nt
Organism: Myripristis murdjan (pinecone soldierfish)
Lineage: Eukaryota; Metazoa; Chordata; Actinopteri; Holocentriformes; Holocentridae
Gene: serinc2
Product: serine incorporator 2
Exons: 10
Coding region: 74-1450 (458 amino acids)
Cellular component (GO): membrane
Source: RefSeq, a predicted model, not a curated record
CGAGUUCCUUCCUCGAGUUUCCAAGUUGUCUUCGGAGUUUGACUGCAGUUGGGAUUUGGGAGUUUAAGUAAAAAUGGGAGCUUGUAUGGCAUUGUGUUCACUCGCCAGCUGUGCGUCGUGUUUAUGUGGCUCGGCCCCCUGCCUCCUGUCAGCAUGCUGUCCUUCAACAUACAACUCCACAGUGAGCCGCCUGGCCUUCUCCUUCUUUCUGCUGCUGGGAACUCUGGUGUCGGUCAUCAUGAUUCUGCCAGGGAUGGAGACGAAGCUAAAACAGAUUCCAGGCUUCUGCGUGGGCGGCUCUUCAAUACCCGGCAUAGAGAACAAGGUGAACUGUGACAUCAUCGUCGGCUACAAGUCUGUGUACCGCAUGUGCUUCGCCAUGGCCUGCUUCUUCUUCCUCUUCUCCAUCAUCAUGAUUCGUGUGCGCAGCAGCAAGGACCCCAGAGCCGCCAUCCAAAAUGGCUUCUGGUUCUUCAAGUUCCUCGUACUGGUUGGCAUCACUGUGGGAGCUUUCUUCAUCCCAGAUGGGACCUUUAACACAGUGUGGUAUUACUUCGGAGUGGUGGGCUCCUUCGUUUUCAUCAUCAUCCAGCUCAUCCUCCUGGUGGACUUUGCUCACUCCUGGAACCAGUCCUGGCUGGAGAAGGCCGAGAACGGAAGCCCUAAGUGCUGGUAUGCAGCUCUUUUGUUCUUCACCAUCCUCCAGUAUGCUCUGGCCUUUGCUGCUGUGGUGCUUUUCUAUUUGUUCUACACCCAAGGUGAUGACUGUACAGAGCACAAGGUCUUCAUCAGCCUCAACCUCAUUUUCUGUAUCAUCGUGUCCAUUGUGUCCGUGCUGCCCAAAGUCCAGGAGGCUCAGCCUUCCUCAGGCUUGCUGCAAGCCUCCCUCAUCUCCCUCUACACGAUGUACGUCACCUGGUCUGCCAUGACCAAUAACCCCAACCGCAAGUGUAACCCCAGUCUGCUGAGUCUCGUCAACACCAGUCCAACACCGGCACCUGAACCAGCACCUACCCAAGCUCCCAACGUCCAGUGGUGGGAUGCACAGGGCAUUGUGGGAUUGGUCAUCUUCUUCUUCUGUACUCUCUACGCCAGCAUCCGCUCCUCGAACAACGCCCAGGUGAACCGGCUGAUGCAGACAGAGGAAGGGCAGGGUCUGGCUGCUGGGUACGAGUCCGCCACCGGGGAGGACGGAGUCCACCAUGCUGUGGACAACGAAGAAGAUGGAGUCACUUACAGCUACUCCUUCUUCCACUUCAGCCUCCUGCUGGCCUCGCUCUACAUCAUGAUGACCCUCACCAACUGGUACAUGCCGGACAGCGACUACCAGGCCAUGCAGAGCAGCAUGCCGGCCGUCUGGGUGAAGAUCAGCUCCAGCUGGCUCGGCCUCGCCCUCUACCUGUGGACCCUGGUGGCCCCGCUGGUCCUCCCGAACCGAGACUUCAGCUGAAACACCUCAAGUCAGUUACAGAGCUUCUUGCCGUUUGUACCACUAAGAGCAGAUAGUUUUAGCUUUGAAGUGACCUGCUUGAUUGUUUCUUUCAAGAUCGGGUUCAUAUUGCAAUGUGCUUUACUUUCCACCUCAGGGCAUCGGAUAUGCCAGCCAGUCACUGAUUGUUUGCGGUUUUAUUCAAAAUGAUCUGUCUUGAUCUUUUGCAGAAAUAUAGGAAUGGCUGCUGAGUAAGCUUUAAUCAGGCAUGCCUUUUUUUUUUUUACCUCAGGUUAUUUCCCACCUACAGCUAGAAGAUAUUAAAAUUUAGGACACUAUAUAUCUUUAUAUGAAACGAUAGAAUGAAAUUUGGAAGAUCCUCAAGGGGAUUUUUUCCAGUGUGCCUUUUUAAUUUUUUUUUACUGCCUUUCCGUUGUAUUCUUUAAUCAUUCUGCUUAAGUCAGGCCUUUACAGCUGUGUUAAGCGUCUGUCUAAUCAUUGGAUAUUAAGCUGGCAUUUCCUUUGUUCUAGUUACACACUGUUAUUGAACAUUUUGCAUUAUAUUAGCACCUAGUUUUCUCUUGACGUGCCUUGUAUAAUUUGCACUCAACACUUAUUCAGAGGGACCAGUUUUAUACUUCUAAUUUUGUAUACUUUUACAUUAUCUUUUGUUUUGUUUUUUGAAAACAAUGCUCAGUUUUAAGUGUAUAGUUGCUUGUUGAUAUGUAGUUUAUUUCAUUCUAAUCAAUAAAGUUGCCAGUCUCUGGCCAGUUGUCUGUGAA